This is a messenger RNA of Corylus avellana, 936 nucleotides long. RefSeq names its product gibberellin 2-beta-dioxygenase 2-like. Lineage: Eukaryota; Viridiplantae; Streptophyta; Magnoliopsida; Fagales; Betulaceae. The record is from RefSeq and is a predicted model, not a curated record.
AUGACGAUUACUGAAAUAGACCUUUCGGAGAACAAAGGAAAGGUGGCAAUGCAGAUUGUUAGGGCGUGUGAACAAUAUGGUUUUUUUACGGUGGUCAACCAUGGUGUCCCUGAUGACGUCAUACAAACACUAGAAUAUGAAAGCUUCCACUUUUUUAGCCGACCAAUGUCUGAAAAAAUGGCUGCCGGGCCGGACCACGUUAAGCCUUACGGGUAUGGAUGCAACACCAUAGGCCCCAAUGGAGAUGUGGGACGGUUGGAAUAUCUUACACUUAGUACCAAUCCUAGUAGUCCACAAUCCAUCAUUCCGAUGUCCCAAUUAAUCCCUAAGCGCCGUCUUGAAUUUUGCAAUGCUGCGUGUGAAUAUGUUGAUGGAGUUAGGAAGCUGACAUGUAUGCUACUAAGUCUGACGGCAAGGGGCCUGGGGUUCGAUAAGGCAUCAAUCUUGACUGACCUGAUCAGGAACGAUAAUAGUGACUCGAUCCUGAGGCUCAAUCACUAUCCACCAUCCAUUGAUAACGGUAUUGGAUUUGGGGAGCAUAGUGACCCUCAGAUCUUUACCCUCCUCAGAUCAAACGACGUGCCUGGCCUACAGAUUUAUGUAGGGAAUGAUGAGUGGAUCUCGGUCCCUCCUAACCCUUCUGCCUUUUGUGUUUUUGUGGGUGACACUUUACAUGCCAUGACAAAUGGGAGAUUUGUGAGCGUCCGACACAGGGCAAUAACAAAUUCAUCGGAGCCUAGAAUGUCAAUUGCCUUCUUUGGGGCACCAUCCCUUGAAGAAUGGAUAUAUGCACUUCCUGGAAUGGUCACCCCCAACAGGCCCCUUCUCUACAACCCCUUCACUUGGGGGCAAUACAAGGCAAACUUAUACUCUGGAACUCUCCGCCUAGCGGAUGACCGUUUUGGCAUCUUCCGCGUAGGAAGCAGUAGUACUUGA